Messenger RNA from Rotaria sp. Silwood1, 972 nucleotides. NCBI's taxonomy places the organism in Eukaryota, Metazoa, Rotifera, Eurotatoria, Philodinida, Philodinidae. The record is from the annotation of a GenBank genome assembly.
AUGCUUAUUUCUAUUUCAUACUUUUGUUUCCUUUUAGUACCACUACGUGCGAGUUCCAUUAAUAUUCAUCCGAACGCAACAUGGUCCAAGAAUGGUAUCACUGUUGCUGGAGGAAAUGGACAAGGCAGUGGAACUAAUCAACUCUUUUACCCAUUUGGUUUGUACGUCGACAAUGAUCUUACAGUUUAUAUUGCUGAUGCUGGAAAUAACCGUACUGUGGAAUGGAAAUCUGGUGCAACGAAUGGAAAAGUGGUUGCUGGUGGGAAUGGACGAGGAAAUGAAGUUCAUCAAUUAAAUCGUCCACAAGAUGUGAUUAUCGACAAAGAGAGCGAUAGUCUCAUCAUCAGUGAUUACGGGAAUAGAAGAGUUGUUCGAUGGCCUCGUCGAAAUGGUACUCGUGGAGAAAUAAUUAUUUCAAAUAUCUCUUGCAGAGGUUUAACAAUGGACAACAAGGGUUCUCUCUAUGUCGUUGGCCAUGAUAAACAUGAAGUGAGACGAUAUAAAAUUGGUGAUACUGAUGGAAUUGUGGUUGCAGGUGGCAAUGGAAACGAAAAUCGUCUCGAUCAACUCUCUUUCCCCUCCUACGUAUUUGUUGAUCGAGAUCAUUCAGUUUAUGUGUCUGAUCUUAAUAAUCAUCGUGUAAUGAAAUGGAAAGAAGGUGCAACACAAGGCAUUGAUGUAGCCGGUGGUCAACGACUAGAAAAUAGUCUUACACAAUUGGAAUAUCCUGACGGAGUCGUUGUCGAUCAAUUGGGUACUGUCUAUGUGGCUGAUUCUUGGAAUCAUCGAAUCAUGCGUUGGCCAAAAGGAGCCACACAAGGAAGUGUCAUUAUUGGUGGAAACGGUAAAGGAGCACAGUCGAAUCAACUCGCUUAUCCAGCAGGUUUAUCAUUCGAUCGACAUGGCAAUCUUUAUGUCGUCGAUUACGAUAAUCAUCGAGUACAAAAAUUUAAUAUCGAACAAACUCAAUAA